AAACGUGGCCUAAAAUAUGUUUUGAACUCAAUUCCAUGGAAUUGCAUGGAAAAUCUUUCCUUGUCUCCCCAGGAUACUGAUUCCACGGAAACACUUUCCACGAAACUGUUUCCUUUCCCUGCUAUCAAACGCAGCCUAAAUUGCUAACGUGUCUAAUUUCGAAAUCUAUAAUCACAACCGGGUUGAUUCCGGUUCAUCUAGUCAUGGUUGCCGACACCUCUAGUCAAAGGCACCAUUACCAUUAGAGCACUUGUUGAACCAAACCAGGACCCCAGCAAGAACGGGCUAUUUUUGUUCAUGUACUAAUAAAAGCCCAUGGCCCGCAAAGAACAACAUUAACCACAUCACUAGCUUUUUCUCUUUCAGAAAGAAGAAAAAUGGUCGUCACCACUUUUCAUCUCUUCCAAGAAGAUAAAAACAGAGAAAAUGAUUUACAGAAGAUGGAGUUUGUUAACAGGACCACCUGCAAUCAUCGGAGGUGUCGCCGCGGCCGUCGUCGUUGCUAGUUUUGUUCUUCCAAAUCCAUUUGUCAAGGAUCAGAAGAAACAAGAUUCGUCAUCCUCCAAGUAGAUGCAAAGUCGAGAGAUGAGAUGAUAUUAGGGAGCAAGAGAGAUUCAGCAUUUUCAAUGUUUUCUUAGCUUGUUGUAUUUGGCCCGUGGACCUUAGUUGAAAUAAAUAACUUACUGGGAUGUAACUGGAUCAGCAGAACACCACUCAAAACCAUUCCAUUAUAUUUAUGGCUAUUGCAAACGGGAAGUGGAACUUCUGUGGCAGCAAAAACCAAACUAGUUGGAGCUAGAGACAGUGGGCUAGCAGAGGAGUUCGCAUCAUCUCUGCAUCAGAAGAGACUAGAUAAGCCAAAAAAUAGGUCGAUCAAGGGUAACAAAAAAUAUCCUGAAAAAGCAGGUCGGUAAUGGUGACCCCCGAGAAUUUCAGCUGCACACGUGAUUCUGGCCCAAAAAAAAAACUUAUGUCGGGCAGUAGAAGUUAACUAACUAGAGAAAUAUCAUCCUCAAUUUCUUUGCUUAAUUCAGUACAUACACAUACACCCAUUUUUGAUCUUCUUUUACCUAUUUAAACCGCAGCGAUAUUCAGCUCUCAAUACCAACUCAAAAACUCAAAAGAAAGAAGAAAAAUCUCAGCACAUUUCAAGUAACUUACAAUGGCAACAAUCAGUUUUGCAAAGAGUGCUGCAGUAAUGAACAUCUCCGGUUCAUUCCCUCAAACCUCGUCAGUAUCAUCUGGCAAAGUCUCUAGAGUUAGCUUCGCCUCAAAUUUCAAUGAAAGAAACAUAGCAGCUAGACAAAUGAAGUGCAGAGCAGAACCUUCAGCAGCUGGUUCAGCAGCGGACAAAAUAGACGAGGGCAUUGCAAAAGCAACAGAAUUGUCUGAUGAUGCAAAAGCAAAAGCCACAAGAGAUUUCGAUGAAGCCAGUGCGAAAAAAACCGAAUUAGAAGCCGAUGCUAAAGCUGAAGCGGAGAAAGUUAAAGCCGGUUUAGUAGAUGCAGGAGAGAAAGCCAAAGAAAAUGUGGACGGUGCAUUUGAAGCUGCUAAAGAUAAAGCAGAAGCCAUCAAAGAUGCAGUUCUUGGCAAAGAAUGAAAAAAUAGAUGAUACUCUGCUUGUGUAAUAAUAGCCUUUUUAUUCAAUUGACAACUUCAAAUAAGUCUUGCAACAUUGAAAUCUAAAGAGUUCAGGUGCAAA
Papaver somniferum (opium poppy) is the source of this 1702-nucleotide messenger RNA. RefSeq lists its product as uncharacterized. NCBI's taxonomy places the organism in Eukaryota, Viridiplantae, Streptophyta, Magnoliopsida, Ranunculales, Papaveraceae. Bases 1163 to 1600 code for a protein of 145 amino acids. The record is from RefSeq and is a predicted model, not a curated record. The transcript has 4 exons.